Hibiscus syriacus is the source of this 1650-nucleotide messenger RNA. Its product is annotated as protein EMSY-LIKE 1-like. The record is from RefSeq and is a predicted model, not a curated record. Gene Ontology annotation, cellular component: nucleus. Gene Ontology annotation, biological process: defense response to fungus. The transcript has 10 exons. The coding region runs from base 262 to 1440 and encodes 392 amino acids. NCBI's taxonomy places the organism in Eukaryota, Viridiplantae, Streptophyta, Magnoliopsida, Malvales, Malvaceae.
UUUCAAGUCCAAAAAUCCCUCCUUUGCCUUGCCAUAAUCCAUCUCUUCCUAUCCCCAAAUCAAAUCUCUUUCCAAAACUAUACCUAAAAAGCUUUCCCAUUUUAUCUCUACUUCAACUCUUCUCAUUUCCAUUGGAUCGAUUGCGUCGUCACCAGCUUCUUCUCUCGUUAGGGUUUUUUUCUUUUCUUUCGGGGGUGCUGUUUCCCUUCAACGAGCGGGGAUCUUUUGCUGUCUCGUUAUUUUUUAAUUUUUUUUCUCGGUAUGGACUAUGAAGUUUGCGAUAGUAGUGGUACUGAUGAUGAUCUACCUCCACAUCCAACUAGAGUUCCUAUAAGGGGUAGUAUUGCUGGGAAUGGAAGAUCUGUCAUAGGUUCUGCUUCGUAUUCUAGGAUGCAUUCUGACAUGGAGACCCAAAUACAUAUACUAGAGCAAGAAGCUUAUUGUGCUGUUCUGCGUGCCUUUAAAGCUCAAUCUGAUGCCAUUACUUGGGAAAAAGAAGGCCUGAUAACAGAACUUAGGAAAGAAUUGAGGGUGUCGGACUAUGAGCAUAGAGAGCUUCUGACCAAGGUUAACUCUGAUGAUAUUAUCAGAAGGAUAAGGGACUGGAGACAAACUGGUGGAAACCAGCUUGUAAGACUUGGUGCAUCUCAUACUGUCCACAGUGUUUUGCCCAGUCCAACUGUUUCUGCAUCCCGCAAGAAACAGAAGACAUCUCAGUCGGGUCAGUCAUUGCCUGGCUUAUCAUCCGCAAAGCCUAUGCAUUACCCUGCAAAUGAGCGUGGUGAAGGAGCAACUUUUGAUCCCUUAAUUGGAAGGAAAGUGUGGACAAGAUGGCCUGAGGACAACCAUUUCUAUGAGGCUGUAAUCACUGAUUACAAUCGAUCUGAGGGUCGACAUGCUCUGGUUUAUGAUAUAAAUACGGCAAAUGAGACUUGGGAAUGGGUUGAUCUCAAAGAGAUUUCUCCGGAUGACAUCAGAUGGGAUGGUGAGGACCCGGGCAUAUCUUAUCGAGGUGGCCAUAGUUUCCAUAGAGCUAAGAAAUCCUUCAGUCAUGGUGCUCCUGCUCCAGGUCCUGGCAGAGGCAGAGGUUCAGUGAAGGGUCUAUACAGAAAAGAAUCUUUGCUGUUGCAGAAUGGUAUUUCAAAGAAACUUUCUGAUGAUAUUGAGUUGUUAAACACAGAGGCUCUAGUAAAGGAGGUUGAGAAGGUUUUCGAUGCUAGCCAUCCGGAUCCCCAUGAACUUGAGAAGGCAAAGAAGAUGCUGAAAGAACAUGAACAAGCUCUCAUUGAUGCCAUUGCGAGGCUUGCCAAUGCAUCUGAUUGUGAAAGUGAUGGAGAACAGCUGUGCUCUCGUGGGCAACCGAUGGAGCAGCAGGCAGCAAUCACUGUGAGAGUGGAUUAUUUGGAAAAAGACUUGCAAGGUUGCAUCCAGAGUUUGUAGAAACCAAAUUGCAAUAGAUAACUAGUUGAUCUUUUCUUACACUUCUAUUUGUUGUGGAUUUUUCUUUGCAUCUGGUUCCUUGUUGGAUAGAAAGUUGCCACAAUCUUGUAAGUGGAUCACUUCCCAAACACAACUCUUCAAAUUUAGCUCCCUCCAUGAUAAUCUGGAAUGUAAAAUUAUCCUGGCAGUCUUCAAUGUAGAAAUUUUGGA